CCCAACCGUUUCAUCAGUUUUUUCCGUCUGAUUUGUGAUUGUGCUUCUAGGACCCGUAUCCUGCUUACUGUCGCCAUUACACAAGGACAUUCGACUAAAACUCCUCAAGUCUCUUAAAACAUGUCGAAGAAUAUUAAAUAACUGUAUAGGCCUAGAGAUCAACAACAGCGUUGGACAAUCAAAAAAAUGGAUUGCAACAGCUAUAGUCCGAACAAGAAGAAACCCUUGGAGAAAAGAUCGUGCACGGAUUGCUUGUGCUUCAUCGGUUUCAGCGUGUUCAUAGUCUGUUGGAUUGUGUUGGCCAACUAUGCUUAUCAGAACUCUGAUCAACAAGUACUCGUGAAUCCGUCGGAUUCUGCUGGUCAGGUAUGCGGUUACAACAAGAAUGUGACCGACAAACCGUUCCUGUUCUUCUUCGACAUUACCGAAUGCACAUCACUGAUGAUUUUCGUCCACGGAUGUCAAACGCCUCAGGUUUGCGUGGACAGGUGUCCGGACGCGGACUGGUCCGUGAAAGAAGUGUUAGAUGGCAAACAGUCGCAGAUCGACUGGCCAGCCGUCCAGAAAUCGCUUAUAUGCGUCUCGCCCGAUCUCAACAAAUUAGUCAACUCAGUGGAAAAGCUGAAAAACUUUACUUCGUCUAACCUGUGUACCAAAUACUAUAUCAAGAGCACAUCGCUGUUGAAUUACUGUGUUCCUACGCUCAGUGACACCGAAAGUUUGAAGGCCUUCAUGAAGACCAACAAUAUCGUACUGAGCAACGUGAUCGACGGCACCACUAUGGUCGAGUGGUUGAAAGAUUCGAAAGAAAACAGCAAACUGAUAGCCGACGAUCUGAUCAAUAAUUACCGGUACAUUAUCGGUGGUCUGCUCAUCGCCAUACUGUUCAGUCUCACCUAUAUUCUUCUAUUGAGAUGGUUCAGCUGGAUAAUGAUCUGGCUGUCGUUGCUGGCUAUCGUGGGUUUGUUGGGUUUCGGUAGUUACGAGUCGUACACGAGGUACGUCUCGUUCGACAGCGACGCGGAUUCAUCGACGACGGGCGGUGAGGAUGAGAUUCCGACGGACCUUUUGACCGGCGGCCGGCAAAGCUGGACCAACUACGUGAACGAGAAACUGAACACAAAGUCCACCUGGUUGGUGUUUACGGUCGUGUCGUCCAUUGCAUUCGUCGUGUUGCUUUUGAUAAUCGUGUUCCUGCGCAAGCGCAUACGGCUGUCCAUAGCGCUCAUCGUCGAGGGAAGUCGAGCCAUUCUCGAGAUCAAAACGUCGCUGGUGUUCCCGUUGUUCCAGUGGGUGCUGUACCUGGCGGUGCUCAUGUGGUUUUUCGGCGUCGCUAUUUAUCUGUCGUCAAUGAAGUUGUACGUGUUCAAAGUCAAAGGUCUCGUCAACGACCUCGAUUGCGUUUGCAACAACAGUUACUACAAGGACGGCGACUGGUGUACCGAGUCGAAAUGGGAACGGUACUGCAUGAACAAUAAGACAAAGUCCAUGUGCAAGGUGGCCAAGUGUGCGUUCGACCACAGGAUGUCGCAGGAUUUCAUCACAGGGCUUCAGCUGUUUAACGUUUUUGGCAUGUUCUGGCUAAUGAACUUCGUGUCGGCCUUCUCUCAGAUGGUACUGGCUAUCACGUUCGCCUCGUGGUACUGGACGUUCCAAAAAAAGGACGUGCCGUUCUUCUCGCUCACAAAAUCUGUCUACAAAACACUUAGGUAUCACUUGGGGACGGUGGCUUACGGGUCGCUGAUCAUCGCCAUCUGCAACUUCGUGCGCGCGAUACUCGAGUGGGCGGAGACCAAGCUGAAGAAGUACGACAAUGCGUUCACCCGGGCCGUGUUCACGUGCAUGCGGUGCUUUUUUUGGCUGCUGAACAAGUUCCUACGGUUCGUCAAUCGUAACGCGUACAUCAUGUGCGCCAUGUACGGAAAGAACUUUUGCACGUCAGCCAAACAAGCGUUCGAUCUGUUGCUGAGGAACGUGCUGCGCGUCGUGGUCGUGGACAAGGUGACGGACUUCAUAUUUUUCGUCGGAAAGAUCAUCAUUACCGGUGCCACCAUAACAGCGUUCUAUUUCGAGUUCUACGAACCAUUGGAGCCGGUCAAGCAGUUCGCGUUCGUCGAUAAGCCGCCCGUCCUCAACUACAAGUGGCUGCCCAUGAUCGUUGUCGCGGUCGGCUCUUGGGUGAUAUCGUCCACGUUCUUCCACGUGUACUCGAUCGCCGUCGACACGUUGUUCCUGUGCUUUUUGGAGGACUCCGAACGUAAUGAUGGCUCGUCAGACCGGCCGUAUUUCAUGUCGCAAAGGCUCAUGAACAUAUUGGGAACGAGGAACGUACAAUCGUUGUCGUUGCAUUAAACCUACACAAAAAAAUACAACGACGAACAGUUCACCGCAGUCCUAUGUCCAGCAUAUUAUUCGUCACGCGCAUGUGAUGCAUGACAAAUCCCUAUCUUUUGACGAUGAUGCCAAUGUGUUCAUAAAAAUUACAAAAAUAUUCACCCACAUACCUAUUUUAAAUUUUUUUUUCUUUUUUUUUUACUUUAUUAUUUUUAGAUGUGAGUAUUGUUCGUGUACACGAGCCUAUAUAUUAUUUACAUACCUUAUUAUAUUUUGUACAAGUCGUUUUGUGAUAAACUACCUGUGAACAAUAUUAUAUUAUUAUAUUAUAAAAUUAAUACGAUGAGCUUAAUAUUUAUAUAC
Molecule: messenger RNA, 2697 nt
Organism: Sipha flava (yellow sugarcane aphid)
Lineage: Eukaryota; Metazoa; Arthropoda; Insecta; Hemiptera; Aphididae
Gene: Ctl2
Product: CTL-like protein 2
Exons: 13
Coding region: 187-2352 (721 amino acids)
Biological process (GO): transmembrane transport
Cellular component (GO): membrane
Molecular function (GO): transmembrane transporter activity
Source: RefSeq, a predicted model, not a curated record